Leptopilina boulardi is the source of this 966-nucleotide messenger RNA. RefSeq lists its product as uncharacterized. The transcript has 2 exons. The coding region runs from base 1 to 966 and encodes 321 amino acids. Lineage: Eukaryota; Metazoa; Arthropoda; Insecta; Hymenoptera; Figitidae. The record is from RefSeq and is a predicted model, not a curated record.
AUGGGGGUAAAAAUCACAUCCGAUAAAAUUAAUGAUGCAAAUGCACUAAUCACUUCUAAAAAGAUAGCAGCAAGGAACUAUCGAGUCUUCAUUCCAAAUUCCCUCAAAUUUUCCAAAUGUCUUGUCAAGGAUAUUGAUAUUUCGGUUUCAGUAUUGAACUUUGUAGAAAGAUUGACACCUAAGGAUAAAGAAUUCCUGUCAACAGUUAAGCGCAGAAUAACAUUCGACAAUCAUAUUUUAGAGGCGUUAGAGCUCACAUUCAUUUUACCGGCACCUCCACCAAACAUUCUUGUUUCUUCUUUCGAAAUGACAUUGCACCCAUUAGUCCCUAGACCCAUUCGCUGUUUUAAGUGCCAACGUUAUAGACACGUAAAAGCACGGUGUAGGUCUGGCUUUAGAUGUGAAUUCUGUGGGGAAAGACAUGAAGCCGAGGAAUGUGAAAAUGGACUCAGAAAUUCUAAAUGCUGUAAUUGUGGCGGAGCUCACCCGUCUUCCUCCACCACUUGUCCAAUUUAUAUUAGGGAACAAGAGAUCAGAAACAUUAGAGCGGAAAUGGGAAUAGGUUACCAAGACGCGGAAAAAAUCUAUUAUAAACAUAAUAAUAAACUAGAUAAACCGGAUAAAGCAGCCCCCGUGAGCAAUGACUCCGUUCGGAAUAAUGAUGAGGAACAACAACAACAUAAUAAUAAAAAGAAUAAAAAUGCGACUCCUGAAGCACAACAUUCUUCCAAUACAAAAACCCACUUCGAUUCUUCUAUGCAAUCAAUAAAAUCUUUGCAUUUAGAUAGAGACAAAAUCCAAUUGACGGAAGAAAAUACAUCAAUUAACAAUACUUUGCUUGUCAACACUGUUCUUUCAAAAAGCUUAACUCAAACAAGCAUUGAAUCUUUUCUUUUAUCAAACAAAACAGCCUCUAUAAGUCAUGCGACCGGAUCAACGAUGUUUAUACCAACUCAACACACUUGA